Epinephelus moara (kelp grouper) is the source of this 1318-nucleotide messenger RNA. RefSeq names its product aryl hydrocarbon receptor interacting protein-like 1 (gene aipl1). The coding region runs from base 1 to 993 and encodes 330 amino acids. Lineage: Eukaryota; Metazoa; Chordata; Actinopteri; Perciformes; Serranidae. Gene Ontology annotation, molecular function: protein binding; peptidyl-prolyl cis-trans isomerase activity. The record is from RefSeq and is a predicted model, not a curated record. The transcript has 6 exons.
AUGGCGGACAUGCAGGACACGAUGUUGCUGGGUAUGGAGGGAAUCAAGAAAACCAUCCUGCAUGGAGGGACCGGAGAUAUCCCAAAACUCAUCACCGGGGCAAAGGUGACAUUUCACUUCCGCACCCAGCUGUGUGACGAUGAACGUACAGUGAUAGACGACAGCAAAGUGGUGGGGACGCCCAUGGAGGUAGUGAUCGGCAACAUGUUUAAACUGGACAUCUGGGAGACGCUGCUGUCCUCCAUGAGGAUCGGUGAGGUGGCUGAAUUCUGGUGCGACACCAUUCACACUGGCAUCUAUCCACUUGUUUCCAAGAGCAUGAGGCGCAUCGCUGAAGGCAAAGACCCAGUCGAAUGGCAAAUGCAUACGUGUGGUAUGGCCAACAUGUUCGCUUACCACAGCCUCGGCUACGACGACCUGGACGAGCUGAUGAAAGAACCAAAACCCCUCUACUUUGUCCUUGACAUGCUCAAGGUGCAGCAGCCUAGUGAGUACGACAGGGAGACGUGGGCUUUGAGUGAUGGGGAGAGGCUGAAGGUGGUCCCUGUGCUGCAUGGCCAGGGGAACAAGCUCUACAAACAAGGACAUUACCAACUGGCCGGACAAAAGUACAAGGAGGGGAUCAUCUGCAUCAAGAACGUUCAGAUGAAGGAGAAAGCAUGGGAGGCCCCGUGGUUGAAGCUGGAGAAGAUGGCCAACACCUUAACCCUCAACUACUGCCAGUGUCUACUGCGCAUGGAAGAAUACUACGAGGUUAUCGAACACACCAGCGACAUCAUCAACCAGCACCCAGGUGUCGCAAAGGCCUUCUACCUGCGAGGGAAGGCACACAUGGAAGUGUGGAAUGAGGCGGAAGCUCGGCAGGACUUCAGCAGGGUGCUGGACCUGGAGCCCGGCAUGAAGAAGGCCAUCAAGAGGGAGCUGGCUGUGCUCAACAUGCGCAUGGAGGAGAAGAACCAGGAGGACAGGAACAAAUACAAGGGCAUGUUUUGAUCAGGAGAGACUGCGGCCGAGGUUGGAGAAUUGGGGAAGUGAUGGGCUAAAGAAGAGUUAAGUUAUUAAGCCACAUACCCAAAUCCCUGCACUGACUUUCACAAGGUCUGUGAGACACUCCCAGGAUUUUGAAAGACAUCCAAUAAAAUGAUCCUGUUUCAUUGAAUCAGGAAGUUAUACAUAUAUAACCCCCUCUCUGUUUGCCCUCUUUUCUGUUCCUCUGCACCAUGAAUGAGACAACCUAUUAAAUUUCACUCUCAUAAUCUUACUUAAACAAAUAUUUCAUUGCUGGAAAGAUGGUGUCUUUAUAAAACGGGUCUAUGCA